AUGCCGAUUUGUAUCGAGUGCCGCCAUCCGGUCAAGACACUAUGGACCAAAUACUCCAACGCUGACGACAAGUCGAGCGGUCACAAUAUCCGUCUGACCGUUUGCAGAAAUUGCGGCCAUUUUUGCGACAAAUACGUCGAGCACGAUUUCGUCGUGCUGUUCAUCGAUCUCGUCCUCAUUAAACCCCAGGUCUAUCGUCACCUGUUGCACAAUACCUUAAUGAAGGAUGACGACCGUUUUGAUUCAUCUAUUGUACGACUCGGCAUCCUGUUGCUACUAUUCGACGUCUACUUGACAUGGGCGCGCAUUGAGAAGCAGACGGUGCCCAUCUCUGCUCGGGGCGAGGGCGCAAAUCUGGGCAGCUUGGCACAGCAGUCUAUCGUGUCCCAGUAUUUCUUCUUCCUCAUCCUUUGCGCUUUGUCGACAUUUGCCUUCCAUAUGAGCAUUCGCUUCCUGACUUCGUCCAAGUUCUCUCCGCUGAACUUCUUCAACAUCUUGCCCCGAUAUUCGCGUCCAAACUCCGUCUCGACCGCACUCCUCGUCUCGUCUUCGACCAAGCUAUUCCCGAUCCUCAUGGUCAUAUGGCAGUACGAUGUCCCAGCUGCGGCUCGGUCGCUGGGCUGGGCCGUCGUAGCAAACAACGUCGAGGCCCUUCGUAUUCUGCUGGACUGCGGCUACGGGGUUGCUACUUUACUCGCCACGCUGGGAGCUCUAGCCCGGUGGACAGUGGGACGCAGUGUUCUCUGGGCUGCUGGGCUAGAUGGAGUCGAUUCCAUCGGAGAGACGAGCAUUGCUGCAGAUGGCAAAGCCCUCUGGGCUCUGUUGAUGUACGUGAGGGAGUGGGCAAGUGAUCUAGCCGCAGGAUAA
Molecule: messenger RNA, 867 nt
Organism: Colletotrichum acutatum
Lineage: Eukaryota; Fungi; Ascomycota; Sordariomycetes; Glomerellales; Glomerellaceae
Product: Arv1-like family protein
Exons: 3
Coding region: 1-867 (288 amino acids)
Biological process (GO): sphingolipid metabolic process; regulation of plasma membrane sterol distribution; intracellular sterol transport
Cellular component (GO): Golgi apparatus; cortical endoplasmic reticulum
Source: RefSeq, a predicted model, not a curated record